Fusarium odoratissimum NRRL 54006 is the source of this 933-nucleotide messenger RNA. RefSeq lists its product as uncharacterized. The record is from RefSeq and is a predicted model, not a curated record. The transcript is spliced from 3 exons. Lineage: Eukaryota; Fungi; Ascomycota; Sordariomycetes; Hypocreales; Nectriaceae. The coding region runs from base 91 to 840 and encodes 249 amino acids.
ACGUAACCGGUACUGCCAAGGUCACUGUCAUUACCACUUCAUCUUGUGCCUCACCGUCCAUUUGUAAUAAGUAGUUUAUCUUCCUGAAUCAUGCCACACGCUACAUAUGUGCUUAUUACUGGUUGCAACCGGGGCAUCGGAAGAGGCCUUUUCCAGACAUAUAUCGCUCGCCCGGAUCAUGUUGUCGUCGCCGCUGUUCGUAACCCGACAGCUGAAAGCUCAAAGGCAUUAUUGCAAGUCACCAAGGGUACCAACAGCAGAUGCAUCUUGGUAAAGAUUGAUAGUGCUUCCGAGACGGACGCCCCGGACGCCAUGAGCACUUUGAAGCGAGACCACGGUAUCACGAAGCUUGAUCUUGUCAUUGCUAAUGCCGGAAUCUCCAAGUACUUUGGAACGGCAGAGGUGACCCCAGUCAAGGAGAUGAUGGAUCAUUUCAAGAUCAAUUCCGUGGCACCACUGCUGUUAUUCCAAGCAACCUGGCCCCUCCUCCACGCCGCAAAAGCACCAAAGUUUGUGACCAUCUCUUCAGGUGCAGGAAGCCUUGGUUUCAUGGAAAAUCUGAAGGUCGAAAAUACUGCAUAUGGCUCGUCUAAAGCAGCUCUUAACUUCAUCACGAGGAGGAUACACUUCGAGAAUCCGGAUCUGGUGGCCUUCAGCAUGAAUCCUGGAUGGCUUCAAACUGAUCUGGGGAAUCAUGCUGCACAGAGCUCAGGGCUAUCGGCGGCUCCUGUUUCUGUGCAGGAUGGUGUAAAUGGAAUCGCCAGUGUAAUAGAUGGCGCGACAAGGAAUGCAACAUCAGGAAGGUUCCUUUCGUGGGAAAACAAGGAGCUACCUUGGUGAUGUGCAUGAUGCACAGGUAUGUAGAUCAGAAGAUGGUUUAUCCCGAAAUUUCAUAGAUAAUAUACUAAAUUGUAUCGGAUAAAUGCUGUUGUC